Molecule: messenger RNA, 306 nt
Organism: Mycotypha africana
Lineage: Eukaryota; Fungi; Mucoromycota; Mucoromycetes; Mucorales; Mycotyphaceae
Exons: 4
Coding region: 1-306 (101 amino acids)
Source: RefSeq, a predicted model, not a curated record
AUGAAGGCAACUAAAGUUCAUACACUUAAGGGUCUUACUGUUAUCAAGAUACUCCUAUUGAGACGCAUGCUUUAUCUCAUUGCAAAAAAUAUAAGACCGAUUGAUAAUGAAUCAGAUUCAAUGAUGGAGAACGUCAAUAUUAAAAAGUCAUUCAAGCAUAAGAAAUUAAAAGCUGGAAUAGUAAUGGCUUUAGUAGUAUCUUUUGCUACUUCUGAAGCGAGGUUUUUUAUUGACAAACGGAUGUUUCUAACUGCUGUUGCUGAUAUUGACAAGUUUCGCACAUCCGAACUAAGUAUGACGGGUUGA